AAAGACGGAGGGAAAAAUCAUCGGAAUCGUCUCUCGUAAUUCUUGUUCUACGGAUAAAUAUUCCUUUCCGAUUACAAACGCCAAUUGAGGAGCGUUCCACGAUCCUGAAUUCCGCCGAAAAUCGUUGUUAAUCUCGUGCAUCCUCAAUAACAGGAGCAAGAUGUUGAUGCCCAAGAAAAAUCGUGUUGCAAUCUAUGAAUACCUCUUCAAGGAGGGAGUUAUGGUAGCGAAGAAGGACUUCCAUGCACCAAAACACCCCGAGCUGGAGACCAUCCCCAACCUAGAGGUCAUCAAAGCAAUGCAGUCCUUGAAAUCCAGAGGUUAUGUGAAGGAACAGUUUGCCUGGCGGCACUAUUAUUGGUACCUGACAAACGAAGGUAUUGAGUUCCUUCGUGGGUACCUCCAUCUCCCACCAGAGAUUGUUCCGUCUACGCUGAAGAGGCAACCUCGCCCAGAAACAGCGAGACCAAGGCCAAUCUCAGGCGGAAAGACUGAGUCCAGACCAACUGAGGAUCGGGCGGGAUACAGGCGUGGACCAGGUGGUCCACCAGCUCCUGGAGACAAGAAGGCGGAUAUCGGCCCUGGUACUGCGGAUCUCGAAUUCCGUGGUGGAUUCGGUCGUGGCAAGGCUCCACAGUAAUCUAUUUCAUUUGUAUAAUGUAAAAUAAACAAAAAAAAAAUUUAAAA
Diachasmimorpha longicaudata is the source of this 687-nucleotide messenger RNA. Its product is annotated as small ribosomal subunit protein eS10-like. The transcript has 3 exons. NCBI's taxonomy places the organism in Eukaryota, Metazoa, Arthropoda, Insecta, Hymenoptera, Braconidae. Gene Ontology annotation, molecular function: structural constituent of ribosome; RNA binding. The coding region runs from base 161 to 640 and encodes 159 amino acids. The record is from RefSeq and is a predicted model, not a curated record. Gene Ontology annotation, cellular component: cytosolic small ribosomal subunit.